UGGACAUGGACAUGGCUGACGAUGCCAACACCUGGAUGGAGACGGCCAGCACCCGCUCACUCUGCUCUCUGGACGCCAUCUCCAACAUGACUGAUGCAUCCUGCAUUGUUGAGGAGAGGACUGCAGCGGACGCUGCAUGCAUGCUGGCAGUGGCCACCUCCAAGACAGGACACUCCUCUGAGCUGGGAGUUGCCAUGGAGACCACAGCAGUGAUAGACAAGAGGCAGGUGGAGCUGCUGCUGCUGGAGGAGACCCUGAAGGACGACCACAACGUCUCCGACCACAACAACACGGAGCCUGGUCAGGGCAGCGCCGAGAAGAAACAUGGCAAGUACUGCAGGGCGAAGAAGUGGGUGCGGUCCAAGCUCAGGAAGGGUUGGAAGAGGCUGACCCGCCGCGCUGGCUAGGGAGGGACACUGACCUUAAGAUAUCUAUACAGGAAUAUUAAUGUUAAUUAUGUGGUGGAUAAGUCCUGAAAGCUUGCAGUAGAAUGGGUUAGGGGAUGAAAAUUGCUCUGAAACAUCCUUUAAGCUAGGGGCAGCAGAGCAAUGAAGAAUUUUUAAGUUCUCAACCCUUGUAAAUAAUUUUUGUGCCAUUCUGGCAAGCUCAGCAUUUUGGUCUCUCAGGUUAACACACGAUAGGUUUGGCACCCUCACAGCUUUUUGCCUUACCCAAUUGUGUGAUAUUGUACCCUCUGAAACAUGGUAUGGGACAAAACCAUAUCUAUGGUAGGUGUGAACCAUGGGUUUGAAUAGCAUGUAGUUUCAAUAUUUAUUCCUCAGGGGACAAAAUGGUUGAAACUGUCCGUAUUGAGUGUCAAAACACUACCCAGGGAUGGAAGGACAGACACUGGAGUCACUGGUUAAGCCCAGGUGACCUGGUCUGAAAAGUAUUUUUUUAAGGAUGUGUAACAUGUAUAUCAUCAGUCUCCAGAAUUUCUUGGGCAAAAGCCUGUAAGAAUACAGGAUGAAUUUUUAUGUGUAUAUAAAUACAAAAUGUAAAAAAAAAAAAGAAAUCUAUCAGGUGUACAGUUUGAGCCAAUAAUGGCUCCAGGUCCCUUUAUGGGAGAGUGAGAAAACAGACAGGCUCUGUUCAUGUGUAUAUAAAGAUGAAAUAUGAAAAAAAAUCAAUGUGCAAGGCAUUAGCAUUGUCUCCAGGCUUAAGCUUGUCCCUUGCUGGGAUAUGAUGAGACACUGUGGGUGAAAUUCUAUGUAUAUGUAAAUGUAAAAUGUAUUUU
Messenger RNA from Branchiostoma floridae (Florida lancelet), 1237 nucleotides. RefSeq lists its product as uncharacterized. Bases 6 to 407 code for a protein of 133 amino acids. The record is from RefSeq and is a predicted model, not a curated record. The transcript has 2 exons. NCBI's taxonomy places the organism in Eukaryota, Metazoa, Chordata, Leptocardii, Amphioxiformes, Branchiostomatidae.